GCCCCUCCAAUCGGCGGCCGGCAGCGGGAAGUUUCAAUUCAGCCCGGGCCGCCCGCUGCCUCUGCGGACCUGCGGGGGUUGCUCUGCUGCGGGAUUGUCGGGACCGGUCCGGAAGCUGCUUCAGGAUGCCUGUAUCGCGUUUUGCCAGCCGACUUCGGAAAGAUGUAAGCAUUGAAAUGAUCAGAACUGAGAUUGCUCACAGAAAGUCACUAUCUCAGCAGGAAAACAGAUACAAGAUACAUGAGCGAAAUAGACGCUUUGGCUUGAAAGACGUCAACAUUCCACUGGAGGGUAAAAAUCUUGGUAAUAUACUUGAGACAUCCCAAGACCUCGCUCCAGAAAAGGCCUGCACCAAAACAAGGUCAGCGAAUAUGGUUCUGAGUGACCAACGGAAACAGCUUCUUCAAAAGUACAAAGAAGAAAAGCAGCUUCAAAAAUUAAAAGAGCAACGAGAGAAAGCUAAACGUGGAGUAUUUAAAGUUGGUCUCUAUAGACCUGCUGUGCCUGGCUUUCUCAUUGCAGACCAGAGGAGCAUGAAAGCUGAACCAGAAAAGGCUUUUCUGUACAGUGGGAGGAUAACGAGAUCAAAGGCCAAAGUGCAUAUGGAACAGACUAAGGUAGACAGCAAGAGUGUUCCUCAAGCAACCCGAUAUGGCCAAAGACAACCUUCUGAGAAGAAAAUAGUGGACAAAGAGAAAAAAGCAGCACAGCCUCUGGUGUCCAAGUCAGGGACAGUGACCGGAUCAGCUGCUAUUCAGAGUUCAAAGCAGGUUGCCCGGACGGUCUCGUCUACUAUACGAAGGCCAGUCACAAGAGCUGCUCACGAGACGGUAUCAGAAAGAAUGGGACCAAGUAGAGGGAGACCUGCAAAAAAGGAAGAAGCCAAGCCUGACAAGGUCAUUUCUUCUAAAUUUGAGACUGAAAAAAAGAGUUUGGAUUCACAAACCAGUGUAACAAAUCAACUGGAUCCAGAUGGAGUCCUCCAGGAAAUGGAAAGCUUGCCUAAGACAGUUCCUGCAAAAGUGAAAGAAAGAGAUUCCUUUGCACCUAAGCAUUGGGUAUUUCAGCCACCGUGUGGGCUGAAGAUCUAUCAAGUGGCUCCCAUGAGUCCUAGAAGUGCCAACGCCUUCUUGACACCCAGUUGUGAUUGGAACCUUUUAAAACCAAAAGACAGUACAACUCAAGAUACAGCAAAUGAAAGCUUGGUACAGAAGGAAUCAAAUAGCUCAGGAUCUGCUGUGGAGUCACUAACAGACAGUAGUGAAGAGCAUGGCUUAGAUCAAAGGGAAGCUUCCACUUCCAAUUCAGACCAACUUUCCGUAAAGAGAGUCACAUCACUUGAAGGAGGUGAAGGUCAGCCACAGCACGAUGUGCCGUAUUUCAGAAAAAUCCUCCAAUCAGAAACUGAGAGAUUAACCUCAUACUGCCUGGAGUGGGAUAGGAAGCUGGAACUGGACAUUCCUGAUGAUGCUAAAGAUCUUAUUCGAACAGCAGUUGGUCAAACCAGACUCCUCAUUAAGGAGAGAUUCAAACAGUUUGAAGGACUGGUGGACAACUGUGAAUAUAAACGAGGUGAAAAGGAGACCACCUGUACAGAUCUGGAUGGAUUUUGGGAUAUGGUUAGUUUUCAGGUAGAUGAUGUGAAUCAGAAAUUCAACAAUUUGAUCAAACUUGAGGAAUCUGGAUGGAAAGAUGACAAUCCAAGUAAAAAAGUUCUCCGGAAAAAAACUGUGCCUGGUAGAACAAUGAAAGCAAAACAGGAUGAUGAUGGACGAAUAGCAGCUAGAAACCGUCUGGCUGCCAUAAAAACUGCAAUGAAAGAGAGACUAAGGCAGGAAGAGCAUACCCAAGGGGCAACUGUGAAAACACCAAAGGAAGUUGACAAAAUAGUGUUUGAUGCUGGAUUUUUCAGAAUUGAGAGUCCUGUUAAAUCAUUUUCAGUACUUUCUUCUGAGCGUCGUUCUCAAAGAUUUGGAACACUUAAUUCUGCCAACAGAGUUGUGCCUGAGAGCAGGGCUGCAGGGGACCUUCUAAGACAAAGGAUGUCACUGGAGAAGCCUGAUCAGAGCAGCGAAAGUGAACAUGUUGAUAAGACGUUGUUUUCAGAUACUCUUGAAAGCAGGUACAGUCGAGUAGAAGACACUCCAUGUCCUAGAGAACAAGAUCCAAGUGACAUAGACUGUCCAGCCCCAAGCUGCACCAGCCCCUGCCGGCAGGAGGAGACCAGACAGCAAGAGCACGCCCGACUCUUCUCCUUUGGUGAUGACCUCAUCGUCUUCUCACCUCUAAGACCCCAAAGUAAAGAACACCAGGAGGACUCUUAAUUUAAAAAUAAUUCUACACAGCUUUUACUUCACAUCAUUAAUUUUCCGAUGUGUUCUUAAGCUGCUGGAAAUUUUAGAGCUAUGCACUGGUAUUCACUUCUGUUUGUUUAUAUUGUAUCACACAAUGUUUUAAUGUUCAGUGUUCAUCAAGACACACUUUAGGGGUAAGACUGUAAAAGCGCUGCAGGUUAUUUAAAAUGUUAAAAGUGAAGCGAGUAUUUGCAUCUGCACCCUCAUUUUGUACUUUUUUAUUUGGGCUCCUGUAUCUGUUGACAUCAAAUAGCUUUGAUUUCCUACAUUCCUUUAGAUAAAGUUUUCUGGAUCAUGAAGUCCAUUUAUUACAGUUACUUUUCCUACCAUUGAAAAGAUUGUUGGGGAAGGUCUUUAAAAAAAAAAAUGUUGAAAUUACAGGAUGUUUUGUGCUGCCUCAGGUGGCUGUCCUGAGCAGUGUGCACACUUAAAAACAGUCAUCACUCCAGCCCUUUUCUUUUAUAAACCCUUAACUCUGUGAUUGUAAAACACAGUGCUAAUACAGAAGGGAGACGGCUCAGAAGAUAAAGGCACUUGCCAUCAUACCCAUGAGUUGUUCUCCAACUGCCACAUUCAUGUAGCAUGUGCCAGCCCUUCCUUCACACACAUAUCCCCACCCCCGCAGAAAAUAAACAGAAAGUGCAGUGCUCCAAACAACAGCUCGCAGCAGCAAAUCCUGUUAGCCAGACCCUGUGUUGUUGGUCUGAAUAUGAGCUGAGCUUUGGAAGGAGACAUUCAGCACAAUGUAGGUUUAGGAUUAGGCAUUUUCAAGAGAAACCUCAGUCUGCUUUUUUGUUUUUGUUUUGAGACAGGGUUUCUCUGUGUGGCCUUGGUUGUCCUGGACUCACUUUGUAGGCCAGGCUGGUCUUGAACUCACAGAAAUCUGCCUGCCUCUGCCUUCCCAGAAUGCUAGAAUUACAGGCUCGCCUCACUGUGCCCAGCUCUCAAUCUGCUUUUGAUGUCAGAAGUAGAUGUGUUUGGCUUUGGGGAAAGACAGUAUUUAUUAUGAAGCCCAAGCAAUUUAUUGGAACGUUACAUAAGGUGUUUGCAUAAGAAAAUAUUUGUAGACUGUCUUCCCUUUCCAAAAGAUGAAGACUGAUUGAAUGGCCCAAUAGUGAGUGAUGGAAAGUUAUGGGUGGUGAGGUUGCUUGAUGGGUAGGGAACCAAGCCUGCUGACGUGAGGCUGAUACCUGGAAUCUUCAUGGGGGAAGGAGGUACCCAGCUCUCUGCAUGUUCAGCUGUUGAUUGAAAGCGCUUGCUUUUGCACACCUCUUGAUUUCUGUUUUUCCUGAGACGCUAGCUUGUGGCGUUCACCAGUUUAAAGUAUUAGAGGAGAUAAUAUUGUAGAACAAGGAGAAUUCUGACAUUUUCCUAAUCUGUGAGCUUGCUGAUGAUAGGAAAGUUAGAAAGGGUUAGGUAUGAAAAUGUGUACAUAAAAACCAAGACACAAAGUCGCAUUGGCAUUGAAUACUGAUUUGAAGGCAGUUACCUGUGGCUUUAAAAGAAAAACGGUUUAAAACAGCCUACACGCCAGAUUUCAGGACUGCGUCCAUGAUUGCCCUUUAAACCGCGUCCGAGGUUGAUCGCAGUGGUGCUGGGGUGAGCAGCUGCUCGCUGUUGUGUAGAACAAAGCCUACAUUGCAUGUCACCGUGUGGAAGGCAGCGUGCAGACUCAGUGCCGGCAGCAGCCCCCAUCUCCUGUGGCUCAAUUGGCCUGAACCUAGGAUGCAUAAGUGCACCGUCUGGUUUCACCUGGAACCACCAACAGGGAGUGCUCAGUAACUGGCAUCCCAGUGGCCAGCGAUGAGCGUCUGCUGGGGAACUGUCUCCACUCUUCUCAGUGUAUUUCGGGAUGGUUUGUUAACAUUACAUGCUUUUCUUUACUUACACUGCUCCAAAAAGCAUAGAAAGACAGGCAAAGGAAGCAGGCAUCGAUGGGCCUGACCGCAAAUCCAAGGCCUGAGUGGGCAACUCCACACCAUCCCCUCUCAGAAGUCAAAAAGGGCAGGAGCAAGGGCACAGCAGUUAAGAGUAGGAACUACUCUUGCAGAGGACCUGAGUCUGGUUUCCAGCAUCAUAGACAGGCGGCUUACUACCACCCAUAACUCCAGCUCCAAGAAGCAGCUGCACAGACACAAAUACACACGCACAAAGUAAAGGGCUGGGCAUGUGGAGCUCAGUGAUAGAACACUUGCCU
Psammomys obesus (fat sand rat) is the source of this 4551-nucleotide messenger RNA. RefSeq names its product DLG associated protein 5 (gene Dlgap5). The transcript has 17 exons. The record is from RefSeq and is a predicted model, not a curated record. NCBI's taxonomy places the organism in Eukaryota, Metazoa, Chordata, Mammalia, Rodentia, Muridae. Gene Ontology annotation, cellular component: cytoplasm; nucleus; spindle pole centrosome. Gene Ontology annotation, molecular function: microtubule binding. Bases 126 to 2324 code for a protein of 732 amino acids. Gene Ontology annotation, biological process: regulation of mitotic cell cycle; mitotic spindle organization; signaling.